CACUACCGUGCACAAUCGCAAUUUUCCCUCUUUCUCUUCUUCCAAAACCCUAAUCACACUCGCAACCCACGCUUCCUAUCUCCUCUUCCGCCACUGUAACGCCACCACCAUGACGGUGGAUAUCGACGAAUUGGCGGCUAGUCACAACAUCGACCUCACCCAAAUCGAUUUGGACUCGAUUCACCUCCCUCCCGGCGAAGAUUGUGGCAUCUUAAGUGAUGAUGAAGAUCUCAGAGCAGAAGAAAAUACUGAAUUCGACCCAGGGUAUUCGAACAUAAUUGUAGUGGAUCAUCUUCCGCAAGUUCCGAAGGAGAAAUUCGACAAGCUAGAAAGUGUAAUUCGUAAGAUUUAUAGUCAAAUUGGUGUGAUUAAGGAAAAUGGAUUUUGGAUGCCGGUUGAUCCUGCUACCGAGAAAACACUUGGUUAUUGCUUCAUCGUGUAUAAUACUCCUCAGGAAGCUGAGCUUGCGAAGGAGAAGACUCAUGGGUACAAGUUGGAUAAGUCCCAUAUUUUUGCAGUUAAUUUGUUUGAUGAAAUUGAUAAGUUUAUGAAAGUUCCUGAUGAAUGGGCUCCACCCGAGAUAAAGCCGUACACUCCUACGAAAAAUCUACAGCACUGGCUUACUGAUUCAAAAGCUAGAGAUCAGUUUGUUAUUCGUGCUGGCGAACAUACAGAGGUCUUGUGGAAUGAUGCUAGACACAUGAAGCCAGAUCCUGUUUAUACUCGCCGGUUUUGGACCGAAAGCUUUGUUCAAUGGUCACCAUUGGGCACUUAUUUGGCUACAGUCCACCACCAAGGCGCUGCUGUCUGGGGCGGGGCCGAUACUUUUGAUCGCAUACAUCGUUAUGCUCAUCCUAUGGUUAAAUUCAUUGAUUUUUCUCCUGGAGAGAACUUCCUUGUCACUUACAGCAGUCAUGAACCAAGCAAUCCCCGCGAUACGCAUAGGGUUGUAAUCAAUAUCUUUGAUGUGAGGACUGGAAAGGUGAGGAGAGAUUUCAAAGGAAGUGCUGAUGAGUUUGCAGUUGGUGGAACUGGUGGUUUGACUGGGGUCAAUUGGCCCAUUUUCAAAUGGGCUGGUGGAAAAGAUGACAAAUAUUUUGCCAGAAUAGGGAAGAACGUCGUCUCUGUGUAUGAAACAGAGACCUUUAGUCUAAUAGAUAAAAAGUCUAUAAAAGUGGAAAAUGUUAUGGAUUUCUGUUGGUCUCCUACAGAUCCGAUAUUGGCACUUUUUGUUCCAGAGCUUGGAAACCAACCAGUACAGGUAAGUUUAUAUCAGAUCCCAAGCAAAGUGGAAAUUAGACAGAAGAAUCUGUUCAGUGUCAGUGAUUGUAAAAUGUAUUGGCAAAGCAAUGGAGAGUACCUAGCAGUCAAAGUUGACAGGUAUACAAAAACCAAGAAAAGCACAUAUACUGGCUUUGAGCUUUUCCGGAUCAAGGAGCGUGACAUACCUAUUGAAGUCUUAGAGCUUGAAAAUAAGAAUGACAAGAUCAUUGCGUUUUCAUGGGAGCCCAAGGGCCAUAGGUUUGCUGUUAUCCAUGGUGAUAACCCAAGGCCUGAUGUAAGUUUCUACUCGAUGAAGACUGCUCACCACACAAGCCGAGUUUCUAAGCUCACAACUCUUAAGAGCAAGCAAGCUAAUGCACUUUACUGGUCACCUAGUGGUCGGUAUAUUAUAUUAGCUGGGUUGAAAGGAUUCAACGGGCAGCUUGAGUUUUUCAAUGUUGAUGAGCUUGAAACUAUGGCCACAACUGAGCAUUUCAUGUGUACUGACAUUGAGUGGGAUCCUACUGGAAGGUAUGUCGCAACUGCUGUUACUUCAGUUCAUGAGAUGGAGAAUGGGUUCAACAUUUGGUCCUUCAAUGGGAAACUGCUUUAUAGAAUACUAAAGGACCAUUUCUUUCAGUUUAUAUGGCGCCCUAGACCGCCAACUUUGUUGACUCCAGAAAAGGAAGAGGAAAUUGCAAAGAAUUUGAAACGGUACAGUAAGAAGUAUGAAGCCGAAGACCAGGACGUGUCUCUGUUGCUUAGUGAACAAGAUCGUGAGAAGAGGAAACAGUUGAAGGAAGAAUGGGAGUCGUGGGUAAACAAAUGGAAAAAGUACCACGAAGAAGAGAAAUUGGAAAGAGAAAAUCUUAGAGAGGGUGAAGUAAGUGAUGACGAUGAGGAAUACGAGGCUAAGGAAGUUGAGUAUGAGGAGGUUGUGGGUGUUGAAGAAGAAAUAGUCGAUUACGAGCAGUAAGUAAGGCCCAUUAUACACUGCCCUUGCUUCACCAUUACUUUCAACGUUCGAAUCACUGACUGCCGAGACAACAACUUCUUGCAGUUAGUUUUCUUUUUAAUUUAUUGCUUUAGUUGAUAUGUUCGUUGUAUGGAUCUGUACAAUAGGCUCUGAUUCGGCAUUUGUUGUUUAUCAAUCCUGUUUACUUGCAAGAGUUUUUUGGUUUAUAGAGAGAUUUUACUUGCUCAUAA
Spinacia oleracea (spinach) is the source of this 2469-nucleotide messenger RNA. RefSeq names its product eukaryotic translation initiation factor 3 subunit B. Gene Ontology annotation, cellular component: eukaryotic translation initiation factor 3 complex. NCBI's taxonomy places the organism in Eukaryota, Viridiplantae, Streptophyta, Magnoliopsida, Caryophyllales, Amaranthaceae. The coding region runs from base 110 to 2239 and encodes 709 amino acids. Gene Ontology annotation, biological process: translational initiation. The record is from RefSeq and is a predicted model, not a curated record. Gene Ontology annotation, molecular function: translation initiation factor activity; translation initiation factor binding; RNA binding. The transcript has 11 exons.